Messenger RNA from Drosophila serrata, 574 nucleotides. RefSeq lists its product as uncharacterized. The record is from RefSeq and is a predicted model, not a curated record. NCBI's taxonomy places the organism in Eukaryota, Metazoa, Arthropoda, Insecta, Diptera, Drosophilidae.
AUGGAAGCUCUAAUGGAAGUGCACACGGCCCCUGAGAGGCUGUCGGAUUGGAGAGUCCUCUUGGACUGUGGACGACGACUGGCUAUAAAUGGCAGCGGCACACGUCUAACGGUUGUUUGUCUCCUAAUCACUUUGGGCCUAGACCACAGCCGAGCAGCCACAACAAUCCUGCAUGGCAACGGAGCGGAUUCCAGUGCCAUUUCCCACCAGAGCUUCACUCGAUUGUCGUCAGCGCAGCCGCUAAUCCUCCAGCAUCACGAGCAGCAACAGCAGCCACAUCAGUAUCAGCAUCAUCUGCUUGUUCCUGCUCCAAGGAUUGUCAACAGCCAACACAGAGCCAUUGGGGAGCAGCAGCAGGUUGAACGGUUUUCCCAGGAGGAGGAGCAGCAGCAGCAGGUGACAUCCAUCUCCCACCACCAGACACCCGCCCACCUCACAUACUCCGCUCGUCCGGUGGUGCAUCAGAUGCUGCCCCGGAUUAAGCCUGUGCGAAACAUCAGCUUUGCCUCGCUAAUUCCUGGACCUCGUAGCCUGGCCACUCAAAGGAAUCUGUCACCAGUUUAAAGUGCAAAUC